AUGUUAUAUGUUACUAUAUUCAUUUGGAAGAGGCGGAUUACUUUAAAACUGCAAGCUCAUCCACUCUACCCGUUUCUUCUAUUGCUCAAUCGAGAUGAAUAUCAUAUACGACCAACGGAGCCACUACAUUGGUGGGAAGGUGGAAAAAUAUUGGGUGGCAGAUAUGUGACAGCCGACGGAACAUGGUUGGCUUCUAGCAGAAAAGGAAUGGUAGCUUUUGUUACCAACGUUCGUGAAUUGCACUCAAUAUUUGCUGCAAAGAGUAGAGGUGAUCUCCUAGUUCGCUUUUUGCAGAGCACGAAAAACGCCAUGGAGUUUACAGAAGAAAUUGCGAAGGAAGCAGAUGAAUACAAUGGAUUCAAUUUGAUAAUUGCUGAUCUUUUGUCCAUGAAUAUGGUUUAUGUAACCAAUAGGCUGAAAGGAGAUAAGUGUUAUGUAACUUCAGUUUCACCUGGGGUCCAUGUGCUAUCAAAUUCAAGUCUAAACACUCCAUGGACUAAGGCUCAAAGAUUGGAACAUGGUUUUAAAGAUGUUUUGGAUGAAUAUGGUGAAGGUGAAAUUCCAAUUACGAUGUUGAUUGAUAAACUAAUGAGAAACACUGUAAAAGAUGACAUCAGCAUGCUUCCCGGGAUCUAUGGUCUAGAUUUUGAGUAUGAGUUGAGUUAUGUAUUUGUUAAUACAGUAUCUCCAAAGGUUAUAGUAUGGAAACCUUUUAAAAGGGAGAGUGUAAAUGAAGUUGUGAGGAUGAAUGGUAUUGUCACAAUGGUCAUGAACAAGACACACAUCAUGAUGCUCAUGAAGAGAUUGCCUUCUGCUGUGAGAUCCAAUGGAAUUUCAACUGAAGCCUUCCUAAAGGCUGCAAUAACUGACAACUCACAUAUGUUCCACGACUUUGAUGAUGAAUUAGAAGGAGAUUGCAUCAAUGAUCCACUUGUUGGAAUCACAACCAAGGUUGAUCCACUUUACGCUUGUGAUCCAAAGAAAGGCGGUGAAUUGCCAAAGACGAUAGGAGAUUAG
Lactuca saligna is the source of this 1017-nucleotide messenger RNA. NCBI's taxonomy places the organism in Eukaryota, Viridiplantae, Streptophyta, Magnoliopsida, Asterales, Asteraceae. The record is from the annotation of a GenBank genome assembly.